AUGACCAUCGGUUAUGUGUCGCAAGAUGGAAAAUCCUGUCUGCUUCCAGGGAUACCCAGAAGAGCUAUUCUGUCAUCGUAUUCAUGUCAUAGAAGCCAGCAGCUGUUCGUCGGUAGCAAACCCAUCCCUUCCUUUAGUUCAACGAGGACAUCUGUGACUUGCAAUGCUAGUUAUAACAAUUAUAAGAGAAAUCCUGAUUUCUCUAGACAACCGAAGGGGUCUUCAAGGGGCAAGAAGAAGCAAUCCCAAGAGUCUGAGCAGUCUGACAACACUGAAGUAAUGGAUUUUAUGUCCUCCAAAAAUGGGUCAUUGCUUUCUCCAAGUGCUAAUACUAGAUAUCAGGCUACUGCAACUUCAGGACAAAGAGAGAGAGAAAUAGUUGAGCUGUUCCGGAAAGUUCAAGCACAAUUACGAGAGCGGGCUGCAAUCAAGGAAGAGAAGAAGAUUGAAGCUGCACAACAGGGUCAAAGCAAGAAGGGAACUGUCGCUUCGGUUCUCAAAUUAUUAAGGAGGCAUUCAGGGGAUCAGAAGAAGACAACUAGUCCAGGAGAGGAAUUUUCUGUUGACCAAGUAGAAAGAAGCAACACAUUUGAGGAUGAGCAGAAUAUAAAUCCCUUUGGCCCUAGUGAUAGCAAGUCAGAGGAGUCUGAUGUACGAGGCCCUCUUCCUUCUGCUAGGCCUGCCUCAAAUUUUAGUAGAAAAUCUCCUGUUCCUAGAAUGGAGUUGCAACCUGUACUUUCAGCAGAGGAGGAUAUCAACUCUGCUCCUUCCGAGUCACGAGGGAGAAGGAAGAAGACUGGCGAUUAUGAGUCUGUGCAAUCAGCACCUGUGGAGUCUGUUGUGUUGGAUGGUCCAGAUGAGUUAUCAUCAGAUGAUCAGUUGGAUCCUUCUGGUUCUGAUGAAACUAUAGAAUCAUCUUCUACCGAAGCUUCUCCUGAUUUGGGUUCCUUGAAACUUUCAGAAUUGAGGGAUCUUGCAAGGUAUCGAGGGGUCAAAGGGUAUUCCAAACUCAAGAAAGGAGAACUGGCUGAAUUAUUGAGUGCUUGA
Messenger RNA from Musa acuminata AAA Group (dessert banana), 1047 nucleotides. RefSeq names its product SAP-like protein BP-73. NCBI's taxonomy places the organism in Eukaryota, Viridiplantae, Streptophyta, Magnoliopsida, Zingiberales, Musaceae. Gene Ontology annotation, biological process: DNA-templated transcription termination. Bases 1 to 1047 code for a protein of 348 amino acids. The transcript is spliced from 2 exons. The record is from RefSeq and is a predicted model, not a curated record.